Messenger RNA from Prosopis cineraria, 868 nucleotides. Its product is annotated as HVA22-like protein a. Bases 92 to 706 code for a protein of 204 amino acids. The record is from RefSeq and is a predicted model, not a curated record. The transcript has 7 exons. NCBI's taxonomy places the organism in Eukaryota, Viridiplantae, Streptophyta, Magnoliopsida, Fabales, Fabaceae.
UCGAGUACGCUGCAGAUUUCUGGGGGGGAAAAAAAAUCCUCUGCAGAUUCAACCUCGUCACCCUAAAACAAGACUAUAGCUCCGAUAACACAUGGCUUCUUUCUUGUCCCUUAAACUCCUCCUUAAGUGCAUUGAUUUUCUUUCAUGGCCCGUUCUUGCUUUGGGUUAUCCCCUGUUUCAGUAUUGGCAUUACAUGAAGCUAAUGAUCGUUCUUUUCCUUGUGAUACCGGACUUUGGAAGAGCUUCUCUUAUAUAUAGUCAGCUCAUUCAGUUGUGCAUCUGCACCAAUCUAUAUGUAGUCAUAAGCAAAUUCAGGAACUGGAAGAGGGUCUUUGUGGAGAAAGAAGACUUUCUAAUGCUGGCUGAGAAAUAUAUAACAGAGAAUGGAGCUGAAGCCUUAGAGAAACUCAUGGCUAGCAAGAACAAAGAGCAAAACCUUGAUGCAGAAACGAAAAACGCAGUUCCAAUUACAGAGAAGAGUGAAAUGCAGCAGAACCCAGCACAAAAUCUUGACACAGAAACAAGAAAAGUAGUUCCUACCAUAGAGAAGAAUGAAGGACAGCAGACAAAUAAAGUAAGGCUUCCCUUUGAACAGAAAGGCAUCAAAGUUUGGGAGAUGAUUGAAAAAGAGGAGGUCCCUGAUGGCAAGCGGUUGGCACUCAAGUUUGGUUCAUUCCUGGUGUUUUCGUCCUGCAAGGAAGAAUGAAAAGCUUCAGCUACAACUGCUGGCUUUGCAACAAACUCUCCACUUUCUCUUUAAGCAAGUUUUUAUAUUUUCUGUUUGUUCUUUUCCUGUUGGUAUCCGUUUACUAAAAACUUCAUUUAAUUGCUUUUUAGACGGAUAACUACAAAAACCAUAGCAGUAGCA